AAAAAAGGGAAAAAUCGUUGGAAGCAAAACUAUUCCAACACGUCUCAGCAAAUUAAUCUAAUCACCCUCUUAAAACCGUGCGCAUUCCUUCGUUGACCGAGUUAAGGACUGUUUCUCUCCCGUAGGAGGAAGUCCCCAGCCUCUCUUGUUGUGCGUACCUUGACGAGACCUGCACACCUUACUUUGCUUGCAUCCACCUGCCUCUCGAAACCAUCAUAAUAUCCAUGCUCUGCAACUUCUACCUAGCUUUAAAGUGGGCAUGUUGGGGACUCUAGUAUUGUCAAGUCUGAGGUUAUAGAAUUGGGAAAAGAUCACAGCUCCCCACAUUGUCACUGAUGUGUAACUCAAGUAAAAUGAUGAGGUCCAUGGAUGCUGGCACAGUACCUGAAUGAGACAAGCACGAUUCUUAACUCAUAAUGAAAAUCUGCGGUGGGUUCCUAUAGAUCUUUACUUGGUGGCUGAUGGAUUAGCUAGAAGAAGCAUGCGAAAGAUCUUUUUGCUGAGUUUUGAUUUAUAUACAAACUUUGUCGUGAUAUAGAAAGGCUUUUUGGUGGUGUAGCAUAUAGUAAUGACUUGUUUUGCCUUUCUAUUUGGAAAAAAGGGAGCUUCUUCAUCCAGACAACCUGUGGAAGUCAGUGAAGAGGCUUCAAGCAUCAACAAUGUUUACCUGUUCACAUACAGAGAACUGAAAAAUGCCACUGAUGAUUUUAGUCCAGUGAAUAAAAUUGGCGAGGGGGGUUUUGGUUCUGUAUACAAGGGAAAACUUAGGGAUGGUCGAAUUGCAGCUAUAAAGGUUCUCUCAGAAGAGUCAAGGCAAGGAGCACAGGAGUUCUUGACAGAAAUAAAUGUGAUCUCUGAUAUAGAGCAUGAAAACCUUGUUAAGUUGUAUGGUUGCUGUAUAGAAGGAAAUCACAGAAUUUUGGUGUAUAACUACCUUGAGAACAAUAGUCUUGCACAGACUCUACUUGGUGGAGGUCAUAGUAGCAUCCAGUUUAGUUGGAGAACACGGUAUAAAAUUUGCACUGGCAUUGCAUGUGGACUUGCAUUCCUGCAUGAGGAGGUCAUGCCACACAUUGUUCAUAGAGAUAUAAAAGCAAGUAAUAUCCUCCUUGAUAAAGACCUCAACCCCAAAAUUUCAGAUUUUGGCCUUGCAAAACUUAUCCCACCCAGCAUGACUCAUGUCAGUACACGCGUUGCUGGAACAAUAGGUUAUUUGGCACCUGAGUAUGCGAUACGAGGACAAUUGACACGCAAGGCAGAUAUAUAUAGCUUUGGUGUUCUCCUCAUGGAAAUAGUCAGUGGGAGAUGCAACAAAAACACACGGUUACCCCUUGAAGAACAAUAUCUUCUUGAAAGGGUGUGGGUAAUGCAUGAAAGGAGAGAGCUGGAGCAGCUAGUGGACACAGCGUUGAGUGAUGACUUUGAUGUUGAGGAAGCUUGUAAGUUCUUGAAGAUUGGCCUUCUGUGCACUCAAGACAUGCCAAAACUCCGGCCAUCCAUGUCAACCGUGGUGAAGAUGAUGACAGGAGAAAUAGAUGUGGAUGACAAAAUUAUUACGAAGCCGGGCCUGAUCUCUGAUUUAAUGGAUCUCAAAGUUAAAAAUGGCCAGAAACAGAAUAACAAAAAUACAUCAACCUAUGGUUCCUUUGGUUCAGACAAGCAAAAUAGCUCUUUCUUGUCAUCAGGAAACACCACAAACACAAAUGCCACCAUGACCUUCACGGCCAUAGAUGACCGGAGCAAUUGAGAAAAGUAAUCUGAUGAAAACAGCUGUAUCGUAUUAUUUUAUUUCAUUUGUUUGUAAGGCUCUUUCUUAUGUAAAUUUUUGUAACCAUUAUUUUCUUUUUGAUUUUUUUUUUUUUUUUGUUCUUUCACAAGGAUUUUUGGCAUGUCAGAAAUGUUUUAGGGGGUUCAAGGAUGAAUGUUAUCUCAUAAUUUGACUUUUUCAUUGUUA
Nelumbo nucifera (sacred lotus) is the source of this 1954-nucleotide messenger RNA. RefSeq names its product cold-responsive protein kinase 1-like. The record is from RefSeq and is a predicted model, not a curated record. Gene Ontology annotation, molecular function: ATP binding; protein kinase activity. Gene Ontology annotation, biological process: protein phosphorylation. NCBI's taxonomy places the organism in Eukaryota, Viridiplantae, Streptophyta, Magnoliopsida, Proteales, Nelumbonaceae.